AUGGACAUGAACAUGAAGAAGUUCACAGUGCGGCGGUUCUUCUCGGUCUACCUCCGCAAGAAAUCCCGGUCAAAGAGCUCGAGCCUAAGUAGAUUUGAGGAAGAAGGUAUCGUGAAGGAAAUAGACAUCAGUCAUCAUGUGAAGGAAGGUUUUGAAAAAGCAGAUCCGUCUCAGUUUGAACUGCUGAAAGUAUUAGGACAAGGUUCAUAUGGAAAGGUAUUUCUAGUGAGGAAGAUCAAAGGAUCUGAUGCGGGUCAGCUUUAUGCCAUGAAGGUACUUAAGAAGGCAACUCUGAAAGUUCGGGAUCGGGUACGAUCAAAAAUGGAGAGAGAUAUUUUGGCAGAAGUGAAUCAUCCUUUCAUAGUCAAGCUUCAUUAUGCAUUUCAAACAGAAGGAAAGUUGUAUCUAAUACUAGAUUUCCUGCGGGGAGGGGACCUUUUCACAAGACUCUCCAAAGAGGUGAUGUUUACAGAAGAGGAUGUCAAGUUCUACUUAGCUGAGCUGGCCUUGGCAUUAGACCACCUCCACGGUCUUGGAAUUAUUUACAGGGAUCUAAAACCAGAAAACAUUCUUCUUGAUGAAGAGGGCCACAUUAAGAUAACAGAUUUCGGUCUGAGUAAAGAAGCCAUCGACCAUGACAAGAGAGCGUAUUCGUUCUGUGGAACAAUAGAGUAUAUGGCCCCAGAGGUGGUCAACCGCCGGGGACACACACAGAGUGCUGACUGGUGGUCUUUCGGCGUACUCAUGUUUGAGAUGCUGACGGGAUCGUUACCCUUCCAGGGAAAAGACAGAAAGGAGACAAUGGCACUCAUUCUCAAAGCCAAGCUGGGAAUGCCACAGUUCUUGAGCAUAGAAGCCCAGAGCCUGCUGCGAGCCCUCUUCAAAAGGAACCCCUCCAACAGAUUAGGUGCUGGGUUUGAUGGAGUGGAAGAAAUCAAACGUCACCCUUUCUUUGUUACUAUAGACUGGAACAAACUAUACAGGAAAGAAAUCAAGCCACCUUUCAAGCCUGCAGUGGGACGGCCAGAAGACACCUUUCAUUUUGAUCCAGAGUUCACAUCUCGGACCCCCACAGAUUCCCCAGGCGUUCCUCCAAGUGCCAAUGCUCAUAACCUUUUUAGAGGGUUCAGCUUCGUUGCCUCUAACUUGGUGCAGGAGCCUGCGCAGCAAGAUGUGCACAAAAUCACCGUCCAUCCAAUUGUGCAGGUACUGAUGCUGGUGUUACACUUCACAUCUGAUGGGCAGAACAUUCACUUUACAGAUGGAUACGAGAUCAAGGAGGACAUAGGAAUUGGCUCCUAUUCAGUGUGCAAGAGAUGUGUUCAUAAAGCUACAGAAACAGAGUUUGCGGUGAAGAUAAUUGAUAAGAGCAAGAGAGAUCCCUCUGAAGAAAUUGAGAUCCUCUUGCGAUAUGGACAGCAUCCAAACAUCAUUACUCUUAAGGAUGUCUAUGAUGAUGGGAAAUACGUGUACCUGGUGAUGGAGCUGAUGCGGGGAGGCGAGCUCCUGGACCGCAUUCUUCGGCAGAAGUGUUUCUCAGAGCGGGAAGCCAGCGCUGUGCUGUGCACCAUCACCAGGACUGUGGACUACCUGCACUCUCAGGGCGUGGUGCACCGAGAUCUGAAGCCAAGUAAUAUCCUCUACAUGGAUGAGUCAGGAAACCCAGACUCCAUCAGGAUCUGUGACUUCGGGUUUGCCAAGCAACUGAGAGCGGAGAACGGGCUGCUCAUGACUCCCUGCUACACCGCCAACUUUGUUGCCCCUGAGGUCCUCAAACGCCAGGGUUACGAUGCAGCCUGUGACAUCUGGAGCUUGGGGAUCCUGCUGUAUACCAUGUUGGCAGGGUUCACUCCUUUUGCAAAUGGACCAGAUGACACCCCAGAGGAGAUUCUGGCCAGGAUUGGAAGUGGCAAAUAUGCACUUACAGGAGGAAACUGGGAUUCAGUAUCUGAUACUGCAAAGGACAUUGUGUCUAAGAUGCUUCACGUAGACCCUCAUCAGCGCCUCACAGCAGUCCAAGUCCUAAGACAUCCAUGGAUAGUGAACAGGGAGUAUCUGUCUCAAAACCAACUCAGCAGACAGGAUGUUCACCUGGUGAAGGGUGCAAUGGCAGCCACUUACUUUGCUUUAAACCGAGCGCCUCAGGCACCAAGGCUGGAGCCUGUAUUGUCCUCCAAUCUGGCUCAGCGGAGGGGCAUGAAAAGACUUACCUCUACCAGGUUGUAG
Messenger RNA from Egretta garzetta (little egret), 2226 nucleotides. Its product is annotated as ribosomal protein S6 kinase alpha-2. Gene Ontology annotation, molecular function: ATP binding; ribosomal protein S6 kinase activity; magnesium ion binding. The transcript is spliced from 21 exons. NCBI's taxonomy places the organism in Eukaryota, Metazoa, Chordata, Aves, Pelecaniformes, Ardeidae. Gene Ontology annotation, biological process: intracellular signal transduction; protein phosphorylation. The coding region runs from base 1 to 2226 and encodes 741 amino acids. The record is from RefSeq and is a predicted model, not a curated record.